Molecule: messenger RNA, 1387 nt
Organism: Scatophagus argus
Lineage: Eukaryota; Metazoa; Chordata; Actinopteri; Scatophagidae
Gene: dnttip1
Product: deoxynucleotidyltransferase terminal-interacting protein 1
Exons: 13
Coding region: 315-1235 (306 amino acids)
Cellular component (GO): nucleus
Molecular function (GO): DNA binding; nucleosome binding
Source: RefSeq, a predicted model, not a curated record
GAAUGACCGGAAGUGUUGUUUGUGAUACUACGCAAGCGGAAAAAGCCGGAGUGUAACUUCCUGGAAACAAAUACUGCUGUCAGUAUUAGUAUUACCGUCAGUCAGUAUCGAUUAUUGACUGCCAGGAAACAUCGUUCAGCCUCUCGGAGUCUGUCAAUGCGGGGACUCACGGUAACAAACCGAUAACGGUAGUUUGAAACACCCACUCCGGAGAUAAAGCACCGUUAGCUUUCUCUGUUAGCAUUAGUUGCUGUUAGCCUAGCGGAGUUAGUUCUCUUGGACCCGGACCGGCCUGGGUCAACAUCGUCUCCAUCAUGGGAGCUCACCGUAGCGAGGGAGGCCAGGACUGGCUGGAACAGGACGGGCCGGAGCAGGCAGAGCAGAGCCCGAAGCCAUGGAACCUGAUGAUCAAACACAGACAGAUUCACAGACGAGGACGACGCUCACACAUGACCAUCAGUUACACUGAUCCACAGGUAUCCAUGGACCUGUUGAGGGCAGUCCUUCAGCCCAGCUUCAACGAUGACAUCAUGGCUGUGUUCAAGAAGUACCAAAAGUUCUUUGACAAAGCAGCAGAAAACGUGAAAGAGAAUGUUGGUGAUGAAGUUCAGACCGAUCAGCUGAUCAGAGAGGCCUGCAGGAACGUUCUGGAACAUGCCAAACAGCUGUUUCCAGACGGGGAGGCGAAGAGGGCAGGAUCAGAAGUUACCAUCAAGAGGUCCAGACCUGUCGAUGAGGACUACAGCCAGAGUGCAAAUCCCCUCCUCAAGAAGAGGAGGACUCGUCCGGGCGGGGCGGCCAUCUCUUCUGAUCGACCACACACCUUCUCCUCUCAGGCGAAGCUCAAGUCUGAUCCCAUCAAGAGAGAAGGACCGAAGUGGGAUCCGUCCAGGCUGAACGAAAGCAGCACGUUUGUUCUCGGCUCCAGAGCCAACAAGGCACUGGGGAUGGGUGGGACCAGAGGACGCAUCUACAUCAAACACGCCGAUCUGUUUAAGUAUGCAGCAGAUGCGAAGGAUAAGCAGUGGCUGGCAGAGAGACACCACAUGAGAGCGACGGGGGGGAAGAUGGCCUACCUGCUGAUCGAGGAGGACAUCCAGGAUUUAUCUCGCAGUGAUGAGUACAAGGACUGUCCAGAUGUCAGGAUGGACGAGUUGAAGCCAUUCUCAGUUCCUUUGUGGAUGGUGGAGAAGAUGCAGAGAGCCAUGGAGGCUCAGAGAGAGGCUGACCUUUGACACCCCCCCCCCACACACACACACACAUACGCACGCACACACGCAAAAAACACACUUGUCAUGUGACCACCAGCAUCUGAUCUGUUGGGCUGCUUCUAUUGUUUUCAUUUUUACGGCUGUUUUUAAAAAAUAAACAAAAACACCUUGUGAUA